Messenger RNA from Xenopus tropicalis (tropical clawed frog), 5236 nucleotides. RefSeq names its product karyopherin alpha 4 (importin alpha 3) (gene kpna4). Bases 244 to 1806 code for a protein of 520 amino acids. Gene Ontology annotation, molecular function: nuclear import signal receptor activity. Gene Ontology annotation, cellular component: nucleus; cytosol; cytoplasm. The transcript is spliced from 17 exons. The record is from RefSeq and is a predicted model, not a curated record. Lineage: Eukaryota; Metazoa; Chordata; Amphibia; Anura; Pipidae. Gene Ontology annotation, biological process: protein import into nucleus.
CAAGUGCGGGGAUUCCUAUGUGGGCGGGGCACUCUCUCCCACUUCGAGGCUUUCUUGUUACCGGCAUUCCAGUCAAGCAAGAGGUUUCUGAGUUCGGUGUUUUCGGUGGUUUCUUAAGAGACAUCGGCUUUCUGCUCGUUCAGCCUGUAAGCGUUCGGGGAAGUGCUAGUAGAUAGACUGCGUGCUAGCGGUCUACAACGAUAAAUUCGGCAGAGCAGCGGUAAGAGGCCCGGCGCUCCCAUCAUGGCUGACAACGACAAACUGGACAACCAGCGGCUGAAGAAUUUCAAGAACAAAGGCCGCGACCUGGAGAGCAUGAGAAGACAGAGAAAUGAAGUUGUUGUGGAACUGAGAAAGAAUAAGAGAGAUGAGCAUUUGCUUAAAAGAAGAAAUGUUCCCCAUGAAGAUAUUUGUGAAGAUUCUGAUGUUGAUGCAGACUUCAGAGUGCAAAAUACUUCGCUGGAAGCCAUUGUACAGAAUGCAUCAAGUGACCAUCAAGGCAUUCAGCUCAGUGCUGUGCAAGCUGCAAGAAAGCUCCUUUCUAGUGACCGUAAUCCACCAAUUGAUGACUUGAUAAAAUCUGGAAUUUUACCCAUUUUGGUUCAUUGUCUGGAGAGAGAUGAUAAUCCAUCUCUUCAGUUUGAAGCUGCGUGGGCUUUGACAAACAUUGCAUCCGGAACAUCUGAACAAACACAAGCUGUGGUUCAGUCAAAUGCUGUACCACUGUUCUUAAGAUUAUUGCAUUCCCCCCAUCAAAAUGUUUGCGAGCAGGCUGUCUGGGCACUGGGGAAUAUUAUUGGUGAUGGGCCUCAGUGCAGAGAUUAUGUGAUCAGCCUUGGUGUUGUAAAACCUUUGCUGUCUUUUAUCAAUCCAUCUAUUCCCAUUACUUUCCUGAGGAAUGUUACCUGGGUGAUGGUCAAUUUGUGUCGUCAUAAAGAUCCACCACCACCUAUGGAGACCAUUCAAGAGAUCCUUCCAGCACUCUGUGUGCUUAUACACCAUACAGAUGUAAAUAUACUGGUGGACACUGUCUGGGCCCUCUCCUAUCUGACAGAUGCUGGUAAUGAACAAAUUCAGAUGGUGAUAGACUCUGGAAUAGUGACAAACUUGGUUCCUCUUCUAAGCAACCCAGAAGUUAAAGUGCAGACUGCUGCUUUGAGAGCUGUUGGCAACAUUGUUACUGGAACUGACGAACAGACCCAGGUUGUUCUAAAUUGUGAUGCGCUGUUACAUUUUCCAGCAUUGCUGACACAUGCCAAGGAAAAAAUUAAUAAGGAGGCAGUGUGGUUCUUAUCCAAUAUUACUGCAGGCAACCAGCAGCAAGUUCAGGCAGUGAUCGAUGCUAACCUUGUGCCUAUGAUCAUACAUUUGUUGGAUAAGGGUGAUUUUGGAACCCAGAAGGAAGCUGCUUGGGCUAUAAGCAAUUUAACAAUCAGUGGAAGAAAAGAUCAAGUUGCAUAUCUUAUCCAACAAAACGUUAUCCCUCCUUUCUGCAACCUACUUACGGUCAAAGACCCCCAAGUCAUUCAAGUUGUGUUGGAUGGAUUAAGCAACAUUUUAAAAAUGGCUGAUGAGGAUUCUGAAACUAUAGCCAAUCUUAUUGAAGAGUGUGGGGGCCUGGAAAAGAUAGAACAGCUGCAAAGCCACGAGAAUGAAGAUAUCUACAAACUGGCAUUUGAAAUAAUUGAUCAGUUUUUCUCAUCAGAUAUUGAUGAAGAUUCUAACCUUGUCCCAGAAACAAUCCAGGGAGGAACAUUCAGCUUCAAUUCAUCUGCCAAUGUACCAGCUGAAGGGUUCCAGUUUUAGGAGGAAUGGUUGAAAGGGAGAUACAUUGCAGCACUGAAAAUUGGUUUGAUCCAUCAAGCUUGGCUCAUGGGAUCUGCUGCAUUAAAUCGGAGAAAGAAAUGUGAGGACUUCAUUUGGAUGACAGUAUAGAGCAAAUGAAGUCAAGAUGGCGAGUGGAUGCGAGUGAGAGUGAGUGGCAAAUGUAAUGAAAACUUCACACCGAAUGCUUAUAUAGGUUGUGCAGAGGAAAAGGGCUAUAGGUCAAAGAUCUUCAGUGCCUGAGUGGGAAAAUUGACCUGAAAGAGAAAUUGAUGAAAUGCAGUACUAUCAUCAUCAAGCCUUGUAAGCAUAAAAAGAAACACAUGGGUAGGAUGCCCGCAUAAGUCCAAGGAGAUUAAGCCCAGGCCUUGCUAAGAAGCUCCGUAUGAAUGGACAGCAUUGAAUGAAUGUCUGGACACCCAGUUGUGAAUCCAGGCUCAUUUUUCGAACGUGAGGCUAUUCACUCAUGAUGCAGACUCCCAGUCCAGGAGUGGCGUGUGUACGAGAGUAUGGGUGUGGUGCUGUAUGUGAACGCAUGCAAGCUUGAAUCGCCUUCAAGGGGUUGACUAAACCUGGAAAAUCACAAAUAAAAUCAUAAGUGUUACCUUACACUGGACAUAAAAACAGAGACAUGUUUAGAAGCAGAUUUUGGGUUACUCCUCAGUCGGUUUUGCUUUCUUUUACUUUUUUUUUUUUUCUUUUUUUCAUUUUAAACUUCUGUUUGUACGGCUUGUAUCAUAUUUUUUUUCUCCUGCACAAAAAAAUAAGGAAAUUAAGAAGGCAACCUUGUGCAUUUGCACCAGAUGAAUGUGUUCUGCAAAAUGUUCCAUAUCAUCAGAGCUCAUUUGUGUACAAAAUUCUGCAUGGAACCCAGGAUUGUCCGUGAAUCUAAGAACUGUUUUACAGUACAACAUGCCAAAUGAGGGGAAACGAGUAGAGAGGAUAAAACGUCUGUUAUUAAGCCAUCCUUCCAUUUUCAGAGAUAACAUAAUUAAUUUGCAUGUUUAUUUUUAGCUACGUUUUGUUAAGUCCUGUACAGAUGUUUCAGUUGUGGUAGAAGCUGUGCGGUGUUUCAAUACUUUUUGUUUUCAACAUUUGUUUUCUAUGAAAAUGAUAUGGAAACGUCUAAACUGAGAAUUGGUGCAUAUGUACUGCUGCAUUCAGAUUGUUAGAAGGUGUGACUAGAUGUACAGACCUAUUCAUGGUUUCAACACCUUUACUAUGCCUAAGCAGUUCCAUUGUUUUAGAAUCUUUUAUCUUUAGAUGUAGGCAGCCAUGAACAAUCUAUUUUGAGCCACUUUAGGGAGAUAUUUGUAUUUUAAAACUUGCAUUCUCUGCAUGCAAGUCUCUUUUAUUUGGAGAACCGCCUCUGCCUGAGGUACCGCACACUAAAUUUGAAAGCUGCAUUGAUUAUGUUAUAUUAAGAGAACUCUUUAUAAGGUGGCUCAUUGUAGGAAAUGCUGUGCCUUCCCCUUGAGCACAAGUGUUGCAUGAACAACAAUUUGCUGUUACUCAGACAUGCAAGGUUUAGCCACCAUUAGCCUAGAUAUAUCUACUUUGUGUUUAAAGUUAAAUGGUAAUUCUGAAACACUGUAGACUGGAUAAAGAUUAUUUUGUGAUCAUAAUUUGUUGGAUUAGAGUAUUUUUGCAGCAUUCCUUGUCAUCUGAAGUAUGGCUUAAGGUUACAAUUAGAAACAGCAGAAACUAGCUUGUACAUUUAUUUAUGUAGAAAGCAAGCUAGGCUGUCAUGGGGAAUAAAGCAUAAACCUUAAAAAACUUUCUAUUGGAUCUUUUUUUUUUUUUCCCUCAUGUUCAAUUUAUACCCAUAUAAUACCCACAAAGUCACACAAUGCCCAAUUACCAGGACUGGAAUGACAGUAUCUGUUCAGGCGUAUGACAUACAUGGUAUCUGACAACCAUGAUUUAUUCUUUGGUCAAAACCCCACAACACUAUCUCCAUCCUCUCCAAAUUAAAGGAGAUUGUGUAAAAAGGCAAGUUUAGGAAGUUUCUGUGAUUCCCAGUAGUUGAGUUUAGAGGCACAAUGGCUGUUGGGUUGUACUGUUUCAUGCUGUUUACUGACUUAGAGCAAAAUGUGACUUAAAGAACAUCUAAUGUUUAUCUCAAGAUUUGGCUGCAGUUAUCACUACUCUGCUGGCUAGAAUAAUAACGUGUGUCUGACACCCUUUGGAAACUGGUACAGCUGUGCCUUAUAGAAACAUCAGAAAGGGUUUCUCACAGUGGCAUAAUAUGUUAAUUGAUUUGAUUGAACCCCAUGAUAAGAAAAAUCAUCCUGAAAGUUGGAACUGUUCCCAGGAGCAACCCUAGUCAUAACCCUGUGAGCUUUACAGACACAGCUACCAGGGCUAGCAUUACAGAGGAUGGAGGGGGAAAUACAUUCAAAUAGUAUUCCAAACCUGUUCUUCCAACGCACAACAGUUGGACUUAACUGGUAAAAUAUAGCUCAUUGCCCCAGGCAUUUAUUCUGGCUGUAAACUACAACUUCCAAUAUCCCACUGGCAAUAAUAGGCUAGUGAGGGGGUGCUGGGAGUUGCUGAAACGAUAUAGAUUAUUCAUAAAACGUAAGCUCUUCUAUUUUCAAUCACAUGUUAUGUGAGCAUUCUGCAAAACAUUCAGCACAUUUCCAAUGUGUUUGUCUAAUAGAGAGCGUGCAGCUUUGCGCAAAAACUAAAACCGUGAGUUACCAUUGGGGUGCUAGUAUAAACCUUGUAAGUCAGGACUCCUGCUCUCGAGUUUUGAUUUAUUAAAUCUAUUACAUGUGUAACACUUCUCAAAAAGCUUUGCAUUAAACCCCAUUGACCAUUAUUAUGGUAUUGUUUAAGCAGCUUUAUUCCACAUGGUGUGGGGAUUGUAUUUCUACUAUAAAGAGGAAGAUAAAACCUAACUAUAUGUAGUUUCUAUUCCCUUUACAUUACACAGACGUGUGAUAUGGGUCACUGUAUGUAUAGCAUGUUUCAUCUUGACAUGACUGCAUUUAUAUUUGCCCUGUAGUCAAUUCUCCGUUGACUCAUUAGAUUUGAAUUUCUCUUGAAUUAAAAACAAAAACAAUUGCAGAAAAGGGAUGUUCUAAUGUUAAUGUAAGUUAUGCCCUCCUAAUACAUCUAUUUAAGUGGGGGUGAAUAAUAUUUUAUAAUUAAGAUAUUUCUCUAUAAAUGUUACAUGCCUAUGGGGGAAAUCGCAUUGGAGUUGUAUUCUGAUUCGUAAUAACUAUUUUAUUAAUAAGCAUCCUACAUUAAGGCAGAGUAAUGGUUUUGCUUUUAAUCCUUGCCAAACAAGUACAAUCCCACUGCAACAAAAAAAAGGGAUGCUUCGUGUCUUUAAAAAAAAAAAAAAAAGUAUCAUCCAUAAUGUGAAAGUUUAUCUUUGGAAAAUAAAUUUCUUUUGUGAAAGCUC